UUUAUCGUCGGUGUCGCCUUCACAAUAUACGACGGUGUUUAAGGAACUAUUUUUGGUAUCAGGCACAUUUUCAUGGUGUACUAUAGCAUUUGAGAAGCGUGUGCUAUUGAUACAGCAAUAGCUGUAGUCAUCAUUACACGCAUUUAUUAUAGCCAAAUCUUUAUACCCAUUCUUUUCGAGACAAAUGUCUCUAAACAUAUUGUCUCUCCUUCUCGUCAUAUCGCACCUGUAUAGAGGUUUAUGUAACAGUAUGCAAGCGUAACUCGUGUUCAAGGGCAUCACAAACGCCAGUAUUUCUCCAGUUUUAGAUACCAAGCAUGUUGAAGUAAUGCUCAAAACUUGCAAUAGGGCUCUCCACGUUUUCAGCUCAGUGGGACUAUUUAUUUUUCCGCUAGAAGCAUCAGCAGAAGAACUGGACGAAUUUAAUUUUUUUUCAAAAUUUAUGUCUGGGGAAACGACGAUUUGACUGCUGAAAGUGUACAACUUCAACUGACUGAGACUAAUGAUACCUUCCACUUCGAGCUUCAAAUGCGCAUUCUGCCAAGUAUCUUUGUUUUCACGGCUAUUGUAAAAAGACGUGUUCAUUCGCUGAGCCAAAUAAAAACAAAUACCAUUCCAUGUUAACUGAAUUUUUUUGUCAUUUCUGAGGUUUUUCAGAACUUGGUUUUGGCAGGAGGCGGAGCAGUUGCUAUUGAAUUCGCAAUCAAUACUCUCUGCCAAUAAGGGCAGGUCUUCUUUCCAGAGCAUAUAUCGAGUCCACGCCUCGAAUGGAACUAAAAUAGCAUGUGCCAAGCCCCUUACCGACAGUUCUCCCAAUGUUUGUUUUACAACAAGCCAACCUCGACAGUCAUUUACUGAACUUGUGGUGUCUUUCAAAUUGUCCCAUGAUGCGAAGAAUGCAGCAUGCUCCCCAAAUGAAUAACGUCCAAAUAUAGUUGAAUAUGUAUCUAUCCACAGCAAAUCAACAGACCGUCGAAAAAAUGGGGUCAAAACUGAGCGAAGCUUCAAUUUACAAGCCGCGAGUGCAUCGAAAAUAUUCAAGUUAGGCGUUGAAAGCGACUUCAAGUAAUCUUCUUCGCGAUUCAGGCCGCGAGUGAGCUCUUGAAUGCUAUGUGGAACAGCUGCAAACAACACAACGUGUAUCUUGUAUUCAGAUGUAUACGCGGGAGGUGACAAAGCUGAUACAAAAGGGCUAUACAACGGUGCUGAGUAAGACGAAAAAUUAGAUUCGUCUGCAAAUGUUUCUUCUAAAAAACCGUAGUCGGAUAAAGACUGGAUGACAAAUUUAAAGAACCCGCCUGAAUUUUUUUUUGAGUUUUUCUAAAUUUGUGGGGUCGAUAGAAAAACAGGUCCCAGGCCGAGAGCCAGAAGAAAUAGAAGAAUCGAAAAAGCGAGCGGCCAUUUCGGCGCAUAGCCUCGCUUCUUGCUUCAUGUUAAACAGCUCAUGGCGCGUAAUAAUAUCUAGCGUUGACGCAAAUAACAAGUCGAAAUAGGUAUCGAUGGUAAUGGCUACAGAUGGGUCGUUUAAAAUGUCAGACAAACUGUUGCGAGAGAGUAACUGUUUAGCAGGGUUCACGUCGUAUAAAAAAAGAAUUUUGUGCAUUGAAAGGCGGUGAGUGCACUAAGAAGACAUGCUCAUGACAACUGACAGCGAAAUUUGCACUCAAUCGAUAAGAACGAUAAAAGAAAUAGGAAAAAAUCCUGUAAGCAACGGCUAGUUGAGAAUAGGUGAAAAAAAUUAAUUUACCCUUUUUUAAAUGUGGCGUGUUAUAUCUGAAGCAGAGGUUACUGGUGCAAAGUCAACUGGUCAAUAUUGAUCAAGAAGUUAAGACGUAUGAAAUACCUUCUCAGAACAAUAUCUCAGUCGAUUGGAUUCUAAUAAGUCUCCUUGCAAUAUAAAAAACAAGGUUUAUUUUCAAUUCAAAAAGCAAACAUUGGUGAACGCUCCGUAAUUUUCUUCAUGAAACCUGAAUUGAAAUGAAACGAAAACAGCCUCCAGCUAUCUCUCCAGAAGCCGAUUAUAAAUGUAAAAGGAAAAAAAAGCAGUUGUCUCAAAAUCUGACAACAAUUUCUCCUGGUUUACCAGUUUUCAAUGUAGAACCCACAAUUUUAGAUAUACAAGAAUCUGAACUGAGACCUAGGCCAAAAAAGAUAUGCUUAACCCACCAUCUGAUGACACCAAAAUUUCACAACGAAAAUUCUUCAUUUUUUCAAAAUUUGAAUGCACAAUUCGACUAUAUGGACUACUCAUCGCUCAACCUAAACAAGAAUUUCUUGUGCAGAGCCAAGCAGUUGCAAGCUAUUAGAAAUUACCUUCUUGGAGUCUUAUCUCAGAGCCGGGAACGUAUAUUGUACAUUUGUGGGACGCCUGGAUCUGGAAAAACAGCUAUGGUAGCGACCAUUAUAACAGAUUUAAAAAAAAAAGCCAAAAAGAAUUUUGAUCUAAUCAAAAAAAAACUACUGUUCGAAGGGAAAGAAACUGGCGAUACAAAAAAAAAAUCUAGGCAUACAAAGAAGGAUGACCUAGAUGAGCGAGGCACUUACGAAUUGGAUGUAAACGAACCCAACAAACAACAAUGCAAUAUGGAAAAUCACAAAACAAGUAGCUCUUGUUCUUGUCAAAUCUCUUUAGAAAAUGAGCAAUGCCUGUGUGCUUGCACUGAUGAAUACUGGAAUUGUCAUGACCAUUUUUGUUGUACUAGUUCAUGUCUUGUAUGUUACUGCGAUUAUUCGUAUUGUAAUGAUUAUUAUGAAAAUGCACACACUUCAUACUGUCAUGAUAUGUACUGCACCUGUUCACCUUGUCAUGGAGCCUGUAGUCAGCCUAUAUGUCAAAACAGCCAAAAUCAAGACCAAAAAAAGCAACUGGAACAUAUCUCGUCAUCCAAUUCUGACUCAUCCUUCUUCUCAAAGCAUAUUGUCUUUUUUAACUGUACCACGUUUGCCUCUAACAAGAAUUCUUUAAUUCACGCGAUUGCCAGUCAAUUGAUUUCAUCUAUUCAACAGGAUUGUGUGCUCUCCUUGCCCUCACCUGAGUGCUAUCCUGAUGAGAUGUCUUGGUUGAGAUUUUUACUUUUCGACGCUGUACCUUCAAGUUACAUGAAUACCAUGGAUUUCUCUCAAUUUCAUGCCACAAUUGAAUCAGGGACUCUAUUUCAUUUGAUCCUGCUCGACGAAAUUGAUCAGCUACCUACUCAUCAAUACAAAGAAUUGCAGCAGCUUCUUGAAUGGGCUCAAGAACCUCAAUCUACGCUCGCAUUGAUCAUAUUAGCUAAUCGUCACAAUUUGAUUCAGGAAAUAACGACUACCUCUCAAAACGCAUAUUCUGGCAUUUUGAGCCAGUCUAAUACUAUUCAAAUUAUACGCUUCAAGCCUUAUACACAUCAAAAACUGGAAUACAUAUUCAGGACUCGUUUCGAAUUAAUACAAAAAUUUUUUGACCCCAAGGCUAUCAAGUUUCUAGCUAUGAAGAUUUCUAAGUUGCCUGGCGAACAAGCCGGUGACGUUCGCGUCUUGUUAGAUAUUGUCAGAAAAAUUAUCGCUUCUGUUUUGCACAAUUUCAAACCUCAUGAUGUUGGCGAGAGCUCUAGUCGCUUGCCUAUCGUUGACCUGCAAACUGUUAUGCAAAUUUGGAAUGAACGAACGUUGGCCAUUGAACAGAAAAGUCGCGUUGAAAACUUAACCCUAUUUCAAAAGAUAGUUUUAGCAAGCGUCAUUUUGGAAACAAAAGCAACUCCGAAUGCCCAGUUUGUCAAAUACAACCAGGUGAAAAUUAUAUACAAAAAAUUAAUUUCUCAGCUACACGUUAGCGCAAAGCUGGCUGAAUUCGAACAAUUAGUCACCCUUUUGGACAAAGCAGGCUUGCUUACAUUCAAAAAAAGCAAACUUCAAAACAAGAGUUUCAUUCAGUUAAGAGGCAAUAUGGACGAGAUACUGGAUGAAUUCAAAAAUGAUGUUAUACUUAAAACUUUUUUGUAAAGUACGCACAGAGCCUGUAAAGAUCUUGGUAGAUUUUACAUUCUGUAUUCAUUUAGACCCUAGAUUUUAUUUUUAGAACCCUUUGCAGAUGCAUUUUUUGAAAAGCUGCUGAGAGAAGACAUCACAAUGAAUAGAUGCAUAUAAUACGCAUAUGUAUAUUUGUGCGUGGUGAUCUUCGAAUUAUAAAAAGGUCGUGCGAUGUUUCGCUCGUCAAAUUUCUUCACUUUCUUUUUGUUUUAGGGUACAUUUACUUUGCUUUUUUUUCGCCAUGGUUCUCUAUGUAAUCGGUCUUGGUCUCGGAGGUGAGAAGGACAUUACCGUGCGCGGUUUAGAGGUAGUCAAAAAAUGCGCUCUAGUUUAUUUGGAGUCCUACACCUCUAUUCUUGGUGUUGACAAAUUAUGUCUUGAGCGUUUUUAUGGGCGCAAAAUUAUUGAGGCGACCAGAGAGUUCGUAGAGCAACGUAUUGACGAGAUGCUGAAUGCAUCGAAGACGAGCGACAUUGCGUUUCUCGUCGUUGGAGAUCCCUUUGGUGCUACGACUCAUACUGACUUGGUCAUUCGAGCUCGGAAGUCCGGCGUGUCUGUUGAAGUGGUGCACAAUGCCUCAAUUAUAAAUGCGGUAGGCAUAGUGGGAUUACAGCUGUACAGAUACGGGCAAAUCGUAUCGGUUCCAUUUUGGACUGAUACAUGGCGACCGGAUUCAUUUUACGACAAAAUCAAGGAGAACAAAAACUUGGGCUUGCAUACGUUGUGCCUUCUUGACAUCAAGGUCAGAGAGCAGAGUGUAGAGAACUUACUUCGAGGCAAAGAGAUUUUUGAGCCCCCGCGCUUCAUGCUCAUUAGCCAAUGCAUCGAACAGCUUUUUCAGAUAGAAGAGGCAAGAAUGGAGGGAGUGUUCAACAAAAAUUCAAUGUGUGUUGGCGUGGCAAGAAUAGGACAACCAAAUCAAAUGGUUGUGUCUGGACCAGCAGAGAAACUUGCUCGUCACGACUUUGGAAGCCCACUUCAUUCAUUGAUCAUAUGCGGUACAUUACAUGAACUGGAAUUCGAUUACAUGCAAUAUU
This is a messenger RNA of Schistocerca gregaria, 5042 nucleotides long. RefSeq lists its product as uncharacterized. Gene Ontology annotation, cellular component: nucleus. Gene Ontology annotation, biological process: mitotic DNA replication checkpoint signaling. Lineage: Eukaryota; Metazoa; Arthropoda; Insecta; Orthoptera; Acrididae. The transcript has 2 exons. The record is from RefSeq and is a predicted model, not a curated record. The coding region runs from base 1978 to 3978 and encodes 666 amino acids. Gene Ontology annotation, molecular function: DNA replication origin binding.